CACAAACAUUUUUUUUGCACAUCUCUUGGCGAUAGUCGUUGACGGCUGGAACGGGUAAACGUCAAAUCUGAGCGAGGAGGAACCAAUCAUCGCUCAUUGGAGAAAUAGAAAGCUUGCCGUUGGAUAUUUGUCUCAAAUGUGUGUCGUAUUGGAUUACUGAUCUUUGAAAAUCAAAGAAUUCCUGCCGAGAGGAAGACAAUCCUGAGAAAAAAACGAAAAAUUAAAAGUAGGGUUGUGUCUGGCGGAGCCUGUAGGAGUAAGCGAGAGGCAACAAAGAGGAAAACGAAACAAAAUCAUCCAUCCAUCCAUCCAUCUGACCCGGGGCAAAAAGGCUAGGUUCGAAGUAACAUAUAAAAAAAACCUGUCGUAGGAAAAUAAUGGCGAAAACGUACGAUUACCUGUUCAAAUUGUUGCUGAUCGGAGAUUCCGGCGUGGGCAAGACUUGCAUUCUGUUUCGCUUUUCCGAGGAUGCAUUCAACACGACCUUCAUCAGUACGAUCGGUAUUGACUUCAAAAUCAGAACCAUUGAGUUGGAUGGCAAGAAAAUUAAAUUGCAGAUAUGGGAUACGGCCGGCCAGGAACGAUUUCGCACAAUCACAACCGCUUACUACCGGGGUGCGAUGGGUAUUAUGCUUGUGUAUGACAUUACGCAGGAAAAAUCAUUCGAGAACAUUAAAAAUUGGAUCAGGAACAUAGAGGAGAAUGCGUCCGCCGACGUGGAGAAGAUGCUGCUGGGUAACAAGUGCGAGUUGAACGAAAAGCGACAGGUGACACGAGAUCGUGGGGAGCAAUUAGCGGUAGAGUACGGUAUUAAGUUCAUGGAAACUUCCGCAAAGGCUAGUAUUAAUGUGGAUGAAGCAUUUUUCACACUUGCCCGAGACAUUAAGUGUAAAAUGGAGAAGCGAAUGGAAGCGAAUAAUCCUCCUAAGGGCGGACACCAGCUCAAAGCAUCCGAGCAACCACGAAAGGCACCGAGCUGGUUAUCGAAGUGCAAUCUGUUUUGACCUUGUAAUAGUUCUAUUAAUUAUUGUAACUUUUUUAUAUAACAUACUAAAUAAUAACUAUAAUAUUUACUAUGUAGAACAGACGGAAGGGGACAAAACAGAAGAAGAAAAAUUGUGAAAGGGAAACGACAAAAUUGUGAUUACACGCUAUAGAAUACACAAACAGCAAUGUAUGACACAGCAGAGUCACUCGGAAGAAGAAAAAAACGAACAUUCAUCCAAUUGUAAAACAUCAAUUACUACGGUGAAGAGAAGGACACCAAAAUACAACCGAAUAUGACAGGAAAACAUUAAACUGGGAAUGCAUAAUAACUUUUUAACUUAUUUUUCCAACGAGGACGUCACUUGAGCGGCCACCGGUAUUAGAGGUCGUUAAAUACUUAUGAUAUACGUGAUAAGCGUGAUAACCCGAAUAGUUACACCCACUGCGGUCUAAAAGCAACAAAAACAAUAACAAUAUGAAAUCGAAAACACAUUCUUAGCAAAAUCGCGCGGAACACGACUCAUUCAUUCAAAAGGAAGAUUUUUUUUCGUAACGUAAACAUUCUCUUCGUAUGAUAAUUCGCUAAAUUUAAUUGAAUAUACAGCAAUUAAUAUAUAUACUUCGCGAACCAUAAAGUGUGACAUAUUUAUAUUCAUACGCUGAUCUGUUCAAACAUAACAGAUACAGUUGACACAAAUUUUGAUUCAAUGAGCUUGAAAGAAUGAGCACUUUAUGCUCAGCUUUGUACAUCGAUCGAGUGCUUUCUUUCACUUGAUACUUCAUUCAUGCAUGUGGAUAGGUCACAUUUAGCAUCCUACAACAAAUUGAAAUACAUCUAAAAACACAUUAUGGUACUCUCGCAUAGAAACCUUGAUAUUCACAAUCGUUCAUUUAGCAAGCACACACAAACACAUUCGAGGAAUGAAAACAAUGAAAAGAUAGGAUCGUCAUCAUAAGUUCGCUUUCUCUGGACGAAACUCAUCACUUCACAGUCGCGAAUAUUAUGCGGAUAAAUUAUAGCAGGAAACAUCGUUAGCCACAAAGUUAUGGAAUAAGUAUGAAGAUUUUUCUUCAAAACAA
Toxorhynchites rutilus septentrionalis is the source of this 2067-nucleotide messenger RNA. RefSeq names its product ras-related protein Rab-8A (gene Rab8). Gene Ontology annotation, cellular component: trans-Golgi network transport vesicle; plasma membrane; endosome. The record is from RefSeq and is a predicted model, not a curated record. Gene Ontology annotation, biological process: Golgi vesicle fusion to target membrane; protein secretion; cellular response to insulin stimulus. The transcript is spliced from 6 exons. NCBI's taxonomy places the organism in Eukaryota, Metazoa, Arthropoda, Insecta, Diptera, Culicidae. The coding region runs from base 378 to 1004 and encodes 208 amino acids. Gene Ontology annotation, molecular function: GTPase activity; GTP binding.